AUGCUAAAAACAGCGAAAAAACUCAACCUGAGUUUUGUGCCUCCAAAACUAUCAAAAAACCUUAAAAUGCAACUACCCACCUGGUUUCAUCUUGGAGCCCCCCCAAAAACAUACAAUAAAUCAAAAGAUAAAUGCCUUCAAACAAAUCAUGAAACAAACACAAUCAAAGACCUGCUAACAACCAGCAAAAGAAUACAUACCAACACAACAUCACCAAAACACUCGCCUAGGAAAAACUGUGCAUGUCAAGCAUGCAAAACAGAUAGAAAUAAUGGCUGCCUGAACCCACACAAAUGCGCAGCUUCAGCAAACAUGAUACUAAACAAACUAAACCAAAAACUAAACCCACUAGCAAAAUCAAACACGGAUGACCUCACCCUAACACACCACAGAAAAGAAAAAACAACCAAACCUUCACAACAAUGA
Suillus subaureus is the source of this 426-nucleotide messenger RNA. RefSeq lists its product as uncharacterized. The transcript has a single exon. Bases 1 to 426 code for a protein of 141 amino acids. NCBI's taxonomy places the organism in Eukaryota, Fungi, Basidiomycota, Agaricomycetes, Boletales, Suillaceae. The record is from RefSeq and is a predicted model, not a curated record.